AUGUUCACCGACGACUUCGGUGGCACGGAGGAAGUCAAGUCGAUGAUCAACCGUGACGAGGAUAAAGAGCAGUUAUCCAGUCAAACUGAGAAAGAGUUCAAUGGUUCCAUUUUCGCUAAGCUGGCCAACUCGGCCGUCCAGAUCGCCAAUCCGCUGCGUGAGAUUUCUUUCACAGUCGACGCCUCACAAUGCCGGCCCGAAGGCAUCCAUCCGGACGAGACGAACAACGCAAAACUGAUCAUCAUGGGAUUGGCAAUAUUUGGCUCCAUCAUAUUUGAGGUGACCGCUACAUUUUACUCGAAUCUGUCGCCACUUAUGUGGCUUGUAUUUGGGCUGACUUAG
Molecule: messenger RNA, 342 nt
Organism: Protopolystoma xenopodis
Lineage: Eukaryota; Metazoa; Platyhelminthes; Monogenea; Polystomatidea; Polystomatidae
Source: the annotation of a GenBank genome assembly